UUGGUGGAUGUGCACAUGAACAUCGCUAUCAGUGCCUAUUGCAGAGUCCUCCAAGUAAAGUCGUCGAUCUAGUAGCUUAGAUAGAUACGUACAUAGCUCAUAGUUUCUAUCGUAACUAGCAUAUACUAACCAAUAUGGGGCGCUUGAUAAAGAAAGGGACUCGUGGAGCGGCGACCAACUUCAUCAGUCGUAACCAGGCUCUGAGAAAACUCCAACUUUCUCUGCCCGAUUUCAGACGAUUGUGUAUACUUAAAGGUAUAUAUCCUCGUGAGCCCAGCAAUAAGAAGAGUGUCAAGGGUAACACAAACUCCACAUACUACUACACAAAAGACAUCAAGUACUUAUUACACGAACCUCUACUGCUCAAAUUCCGCGAGUUCAAGACCUUUGUCAAACGUGUCAACAAGGCCCUCGGCAAGCGUGACGAUGAUACCGUAGAACGUCUAGAGGACCAGAAACCAGACUACACAGUUGACCAUCUAGUUAAGGAGAGAUAUCCCGCAUUCGUAGACUCCCUCAGAGACCUGGACGAUGCAUUGUGCAUGCUGUUUUUGUUCCGUGUUAUGCCCAGGUCUGGCCGUGUCAAAGCAUCAAUUGUGAAUGAUUGCGAGCGUGUGUCAAGAGAGUUCUUAAACUAUGUGAUUGAAUCUGGUAGCUUGCGCAAAUGUUUCUUGUCUAUCAAAGGUAUAUACUACCAGGCCGAGAUUAUGGGCCAAACCAUUACCUGGAUUGCACCAUACAACUUCAAUCAGAAGGUUCCUGAUGAUGUUGAUUUCCGCGUCAUGCUGACGUUCCUCGAGUUCUACGUCACAAUGAUGGGCUUUGUGAACUACAAACUAUACCAGCACAUAAACAUCAGGUACCCACCCGCACUAGAUGUUAGUAAAGAAUCGGCUGAUGCAGGUUUGGGGUCACUUUUGCUUGAACAAGCGGAAGGUAAACCCGAGAAAGAAGGCGAGAAUGAUGUAGUUAGUGUGAGUGUUAGUGUGAAGGAAAGUGGUGAUGCCAGCGCGGACCAGAACGGAGAUACCGAGGCCAUGAAACAGGACUCGAAGCGAAGAAUCGCAAGCAUUGGAAAGGCUCUGAAUAGAAUUGUCAAGGAGCAGGCGGCUGAGGAUAAGAAGACCACAAACACAGCCAGCACAGACGCUGAGGUGCAGGAUGACAGCACACAGUUAGAUAACUUUGUGGCUGUGGCCGAUGGCAGUGAUGAGAUUGAUGGGCUAGAGGAGGCCCGUGCGCAGGAGAAGCAGACGCAGUUAAUGCGCAGUUUAUUUUCAAAGUACAAGUUUUUCCUCAACCGCGAGGUGCCCACAGAGAGUUUAGAGUUUGCGAUCCGCUCGAUGGGCGGGCGUGUGUCCUGGGGACGUCUGUAUGAGAGUGUGUCUAAUGCAUACGCUGAGGACGAUGAUACCAUCACACACCAGAUAGUCGACAGGCCGGGUGUGGAUACCACCAAGUACAACCGUGAGUACGUACAGCCUCAAUGGGUUUACGACUGCAUCAACGCCAAGGCGCUUCUCAACACUGAGAAGUACGGCCCGGGUUGUGUACUACCGCCUCAUCUCUCACCCUUCGUGGAGUAUGACGAAGGCGACUACGUGCCGGGUUCAGAUGUUGUGUCUGGCAGCACAGCAGAGGUACAAGGUGAAGUGGCAGGUGACGAGGACGAGGAUGUAGAUUCAGAGGAAAAGUACGCCCAGGAACUUAAGGCCGAAGGUGAGGGUGUGGCGUUCUCGAAUACGAACAAGGAAACCGGUACGUCACAAAAGCGAAAGCGGGACGUAGCGGCGGAUACGGCCGCGGAAGAGAAGGAGCUGGCCAUCAUGAUGAUGAGCAAGAAACACAAGAACUUGUACAAUAAGAUCAUGUACAGCAAGGAGCAGAAGAAGCAGAAGGUGGCGAAACUUCAAGAAAAGAAAGCGGCCACUGCUAAGAAAUAGAGAACCACGAAUGUAUAUAGUAUAUAUAGCAAGUAAAAAUUUAGCUGAUACUCUCGCGUGGCG
This is a messenger RNA of Sphaeroforma arctica JP610, 2006 nucleotides long. RefSeq lists its product as hypothetical. Gene Ontology annotation, cellular component: nucleolus; PeBoW complex. Gene Ontology annotation, molecular function: RNA binding. The transcript is spliced from 2 exons. Gene Ontology annotation, biological process: ribosome biogenesis; maturation of LSU-rRNA from tricistronic rRNA transcript (SSU-rRNA, 5.8S rRNA, LSU-rRNA). NCBI's taxonomy places the organism in Eukaryota, Ichthyosporea, Ichthyophonida. The coding region runs from base 135 to 1943 and encodes 602 amino acids. The record is from RefSeq and is a predicted model, not a curated record.